AUGUUAGUGUUGGAAAAUAAAGUUGCAUUAAUUACGGGUUCGUCAUCGGGUAUCGGUGAGGCCGUAGCCGUACAAUUGUGGUCAAUGGGUGCGUCGGUUGUGAUUACUGGUAGAGAUACUAAGCGUAUAGACGCUGUAAUCGCCCGGUGCCUCAACAGCAGUCAACCAGCAACCGGUAUCACCAAACAAGAUGAUGGUGACCAUCGACGCCGCCAUCAAAAAGCUAUCGGUGUCAAAGCCGACAUUCUAGUGGACACAGAUAUGGAUUUGCUGGUCGAUCGGGUAACCGACGAGUUUGGCGGCCAAUUGGACAUACUGGUCAACAAUGCUGGUGUGGCAACAGUGGCCAGUUUUUUGGAUACCGAUAAUCUCGAAUUAUUCGACGUGGAGGUCAAGUUUAUCAGAGCUCAUCAACGGCUGACCCGAUUGUUGAUACCGUUGUUGACUAUCGCCAGCACCAGCAGCGGUAGUAGUAGUAGUAUUGUCAACGUAUCGGCUUUUACUGAUAGAGCUAGCUAUGAAGUAUUAGCCAAUAUGUUGUGUAAAUCCAGUUUAGAUAUGUUUACCAAAUGUCUGGCCCUGGAGUUGGCACCCAAAGGCGUACGGGUUAAUAGUGUCGGUCCCGGCACAAUCAUUACACCGAUGGUAACCAAUAAUCCGGCCUUCAAUGAUGUUAUAUAUUUACCAGAUUUUUUGCAAACAAUACCAUUAGGACGUCCGGCUACGGCCGAUGAAGUGGCCAAUGCGGUAGUAUUUUUGGCGGUCACACCCAAGUGUGCAGUCAGUGGCGACAGUUUUACUAACGGUAUUAAGUUAAACGUAACGGGCGGUCAAUUUUUAUAA
Oppia nitens is the source of this 843-nucleotide messenger RNA. RefSeq lists its product as uncharacterized. The transcript has 4 exons. The coding region runs from base 1 to 843 and encodes 280 amino acids. NCBI's taxonomy places the organism in Eukaryota, Metazoa, Arthropoda, Arachnida, Sarcoptiformes, Oppiidae. The record is from RefSeq and is a predicted model, not a curated record.